AUGGUCAUGACAAAUAUCCUUUGUCAAAUUUUGUCAGACGACCUUCCCGAACUUCCUCCUUGCCGGGAACCAAGCAAGGGCAUGAUCGUCGGCAAUCUUGGGAUGACCUCUAAUACAAUGACAACAGAAGGCCCAUUCGCCAAACUCGACGUCGAAUCAGUCCUAUCGUUCAUGUCACCCAGUUGCACCCUCCGCUCUUUUCCAUCCAGCCUCGGCAAACCAGCUUUGCAAACCAAAGAAGAAAGCAAGGCGGACUUCCAAGGGCUAAAGGAUUUUUUCUACAAUUUCCAGCUACGCGUCAAGGACGGUGCGGAGCCAGUCAUCGACGAGCCUGCGAGGAAGGUUGUACUGCAUAUUGAGGGGAAGGGGGACUCCCUGGUUGGUCGAUUUGAGACCGAGUACGUCUACAUUCUGCAGAUUAAUGAGGAAGGAACAAUGGUGGAGGACUUUUUCCAGUUUGCAGAUUCGGCGACGAGGGAUGCAUGGGGGAAGAAAAUUGAGGCGCAUUUCUCGGCGAGGAAUUAG
Messenger RNA from Aspergillus nidulans FGSC A4, 525 nucleotides. RefSeq names its product protein ausH. The record is from RefSeq and is a predicted model, not a curated record. Gene Ontology annotation, biological process: terpenoid biosynthetic process. NCBI's taxonomy places the organism in Eukaryota, Fungi, Ascomycota, Eurotiomycetes, Eurotiales, Aspergillaceae. The coding region runs from base 1 to 525 and encodes 174 amino acids. The transcript has 3 exons.